AUGAAUAGGAUGAAAAAAUUAAUAUAGUAAAAAGGGUUUCUACCUGCUAAACCUUCGCAAAAUGAUCUGUUGAAUGAAGCCAGACAAGCCUUUUUAAAAAAGCAGAGAACUUAAAAAGAAUAAGAACAAAUUGAAUUAUUUAUGCUAUCAUUAAGUUUCGUAUAAAAAUUGAAAGUUCAAUAUGGACCACUUAUUGUAGCUGAUCUCUGUAAAAACAUAUCUUAUUUGAGAAUCCCUGCUGGUAAUCAAAUCAUCCAAAUUAAUAAGGAAAACAGAACUUUUUAUGUCAUCCUAUCUGGCAAAGUAAGUAUUAGCAUCUAUGUCCAAAAAGGCUUACGGAGAACCUCUAUGAAAAUCAAUUAAAACAAUAACAUUACUCAGCAAACUAGUGUAUAAUAAAUUCAAUAAUCCUCAACCCCAGGAGCAAUUCACCAAUAGCCAGCUAUAAAAGGAGAUGAGGACUAAUUUAGUCUCCAAGAAAUUAAAACACUUGAAUAAGGUGACUCCUUUGGUGAAUUGGCCUUGAUAAAAGAUAAUCUAAAAGCAACAGCAACAGUCACAACUAAAACAGAUUGUGAAUUUGGUUGUUUGACACGUAAACAAUAUAUAGACAUCUUAGGCAAAAUCAUUUAGAAUCUACAUCAUGAAAAAUUAGUAUUUCUCUAAACAAUUCCUCCUCUAAAACUUUGGAAUGAUGAAGAUCUUAAAUAAUUGUCCUAUUAUUUAGUUUUGAAACAUUAUGUAAGAAAUCAAAUAUCAAUUAAAGAGGGUGCAGACAACUCUCAAAUUUUUGUUGUUAAAUAUGGAGUAUUUCAUGUUGUUAAACAAUAUCAAGGAUAAUAGUUAAUUUUAAGUGAACUCUAAGAAUCAGAAAUCUUUUAUUAACAUCCCAGUGAAUUGAAAUACUAAUUUUCUCUUCGUUGUGCUUCAGAUGGAUCAAGUUUGUAUGAAUUCUCUCAUUACGACUUUAAGAAAUAUGCAGAAAAUAAUAAUUUAGAGGAUUUCAAUAGUUUAGAAAAACAAAAAUAAAUCUGGAGAAUGAAAAAGUUUGAAGAAAGAGUAUUUGAUGUUAGAGAUGUACAUCAUUAAGAAAUUGAGCUUAUUGAAACUAAAAUAGAAUUUAAGAAAACAAUUAAAUUAUAUGAAGAUCUUAAAAUCAGAUGCAAAUCUGCUAAGAGAAGAAAGACUCCUGUUCAAACUGAAGAAAAUGCCUUCUAAAAAACUUAAAGAUAAGCUUAAAUGGCUCUAAAGAAAAAUCAAAUCCUUAGAUUUGGGGAUGAUUCUAGUGAAAAUUCAUUCACUCUUCCUGCUAUAAGAAGCACUUCAAGAAAAAAGAUUUAUGUAGAUUUGAUUGACACAGAAAAGAGUUUUGAAACGCUUGAUCAAUAUAAAAUAGGAGACAGUGAAAAAUACUAAUUGUAUUUUGACCAUUCACAUCCUUGGAGAAACAUAAAUCAAAAAAAACAAAUUUAUAAUUGA
Molecule: messenger RNA, 1479 nt
Organism: Paramecium tetraurelia
Lineage: Eukaryota; Ciliophora; Oligohymenophorea; Peniculida; Parameciidae
Exons: 3
Source: RefSeq, a predicted model, not a curated record